GGCAACUUCCAAAACAAAUCAACGAUGAAAAUAGACUGAGAAAGAAUUAUGGAGCGAUUUAAUAUCUAUUCAUAGGUCAGCUAUCGCAAACAAUCUUAGGUAUUAUAUUUGAUAGGUAAAUGGACAGCACAGAAUCUUCAACAAUGGAUAACGAUUUACACGACCUUAUUGAAGAAUCAGAGCAUGAAAGUGAUGGAGAAGGGAAUCUAAGUCGAAGUUUUAAAGGAACAAGUCAAGCUGUGAAUGCUGUUACAAAAUUACACAAACGCAAAAAACAUAAACACAAGAAAAAAGACAAAGGUCCAAAAAUGACCCCCUUUGAACGGAGAUACUCAACAUUAGCAAUUAAAAAUGAACUUAUUCCUGAGCGCAAACGAAUUGAUUUUGUUUUGAUUCAUCCAAAUACAAAUCCAUCGGUUGAAAAAGGAAAAACAAAACCAAAAACAUUGCAGCAUAUACAAAAUAGAGAAUUAUUUGAAGACAAUUUGCGUGACGAGGGUUUCUCGAUUCAAGAAACGGAAAUUGGUAAUUUAAUAUACAAGAAAUUACAUUGCCCCUUUAAAAGACUUUGUGUAGAAGCUGAGAGAGUAAAGUUAGAAAUGCCUUUAAAAGAUUGUGAUAUUCCGGACACAGAUAAUUAUGGUUGUAUAGGAAGAUUUAUUGAAAGACAUUUUGACACCGACAACGAAGUUGAUUAUGUGAGCUCUCAGUUCUACAUGGAUAGUAUUGAUAUGUACCAACAUCAUACAGAUCCAUCAAAUUUCUUUCGGCCAGCUUUAAGAUCUGCUCUGGUUUAUCAUAUUUUGAUUAAUAUGGAUAUUCGAACUGAAACAGAGAAGUUAGAAGGAUCAAAUCCAGAUGAAGAUGACCCACAAUCAAAGUUUGAUACAGUGAUGAAUUAUUUAUCUCCACAAGAAUCACAAAAUGCAGCCACAGAAUCCUCUAAUAGAAAAGUUCUCAAGAAAAAGGGUUUACUAUAUUUAUUGAUGAAAAAAAGCUACACGGAUUGUAUGAUUCUUCAUGAAAACUCUCAGAGUCGUAAAAAGCUGGAGGAAGGUAUUGAUGAACAUUUUGAUGUGAGCGAUGACGAUGGCUCGCAGGUUUCGGUCAAAAUUGAUGAAGAUCCACGAAAAGACUUGGAUGAGACAUGGACGAAAUUCUUCAAAUUUCAACCGUUAUGGAAAAUACGAAAUUAUUUUGGUGAACAAAUUGCGUUUUAUUUUGCGUGGUCAGGGAUGUUAAUAAUGUCUUUAUGGUUGCCAUCACUACUUGGUAUUGGUAUCUUCAUAUACGGAUUAGUUGUAAGUGCCAGUAAAGAAAGUAGUGAUACAGAUCAGUCAGAUAAUGUUACCAGUUCAACUAUUGAUAAUAUCAAGAAUACUGUUGUUGGUGUGUUGGAUUUAGUUAAAGAAUCAUUUGAUAAUGAUGCCACUCCAUUCUUUGGUCUCAUCAUAUGUUUAUGGGGAACUAUUUUUCUAGAGGCCUGGAAGAGAAAGACGGCCACUUUGGCUUAUGAAUGGGAUGUCGAAGAUUUUGAAUCAAAAGAACCAGACAGACCUCAGUUUUAUGGAACAAAAGUCAAACCAGAUCCAGUAACACAGGAACAAAUGCAGUUUUAUCCAUUUAAGAGACAAUUUUUAAAAAUAACUGCUUCAAGCUCAGUGCUGCUUUUUAUGAUGUUAUUGGUUGUUAUUAGUGUUACAUCUGUUAUUAUAUAUCGUGUAAUUGUUAACGUGGAUUAUUGUCCAAAUAUAUCUAGUACAGAAUGUCUACUGCUAACUACAGUCAUCUCUUCCAUAUUCAACGCUGUCUCAAUCCUCAUACUUGGCAAGGUCUAUGAUAAACUGGCUGUUUUUCUCACAGAAUGGGAAAAUCACCGAACACAGACAAGUUAUGAUGAUUCUCUGAUAAUCAAACUAUUUGCCUUUCAAUUUGUUAAUAGCUAUGCAUCUUGUUUCUAUAUAGCUUUCUUCCGAGGUAGAUUUGACAGUGUAUUGGUGGAAGGGGAUCAAUAUAAAGAUUUUUGUUCAGGAACUUGUAUGUCUCAACUCUCUUUCCAAGUUCUAGUCCUUAUGCUUAUGAAACCAUUUCCAAAACUACUUAAAGAUAUUAUCCUACCAUUUGUACGACGUAUGUUUACCAAGUUCUUUCCGUCAUGUAAUGGAUGUGGAUGUUGUCCAUGUUGUGGUAAAAAUAAAGUCGACGAAGGCCCGAAGGUAACAUUAGGAAAUGGUAGAGUACCACAUACAGAAUUUCUUGAAAGAGAACGUAAAAAACCUGGACUUGGAGAUUUUACAUUAGGAGAAUAUACUGAAAAAGUCAUACAAUAUGGGUUUUUAAUGUUAUUUGCAGUGUCUUUUCCAUUGGCUCCUAUACUGGCCUUGGUGACAAAUUUAGUUGAUAUUAGAGUCGAUGCUAAAAGAAUGCUGUGGUGGUACAGACGUCCAAUCGCUUUCAUAGCUCAAGAUAUUGGAAUGUGGUAUGAUAUCUUGUAUUUUGUAAAUAUCAUUGGUGUUUUAACAAAUGCAUUUUUAAUUGCGUUUACCUCAAAUUGGGGUGGUAAAUAUACGAUGGAGGAAAAACUGUGGAUUGUUAUAGGAUUUGAGCAUAUUGUAUUUGCGUUGAAGUAUGUAUUAGCAGCCAUGAUACCUGAUGUACCAACAGACGUGAAAUUGGCAAUACGAAGGGAAAAAUACCAGAUAUCCAAGAAAUUAGAAGAAAGUAAAAGCACUAAAAUGAAUUAUACCCAGUUAUAUCCCGGUUCUAGUUCAGUGUGUGAAACAACUAGUCCACAAGAUGCUAACUUUAUGUCUGGAUCAGCACCAGGUACUCCCAUGAAACAUUCUACAGGAACACAGGAAGUAAAUGAGAGUUAUCAGCCCACAGAUCCUUUAAAAGAACCAUGGUAUACUAUUGAUAAUUCUCUUCCUGUGAGUAAUGAAAUACGUAGUGUGUCAUCUAUAGAUACUCAUGGUGGUCGACAAUUGAAUCAACAAACUUUACACAACAAACAAAUCAACUCAUCAUCUGGUGAUCAUGAAUUCACUCAUCCACCACCCAAUCCUCAUUUACCUGUUCAUAUUGAUGAUAAUAGGUACAAUAAUCAGUCACAUGUAUGAUGGUGGUCAGACAAGGUGGUAGUCAAUGGCAUGGUUGUUUAUCCGUGUAGGAAUCUUUCCACCAACAACAGAAGUAUUCAGUGCUACAAGAGCCACUACACCACCGGUUGUAGGGGAACUCCCUAUUAUACCCGCAACAAUGAUAAAACAUGUUACAGAGCUCCCUGUUACACCCCCAACAAUGAUAAAACAUAUUACAGAAUAUUUUAAUUCCGAUACAUCUAUAUAUAUAUAGAUUCACCAACACCAAAUGUCUGGAUUUUGGAUUCUCAGACGCCAAACAUUAAUGUCUAUUGGACAUUAACAGAUAUUUAAAUUAACUUCGAAAACUUCAGAUAUCUUAUUGAUGAUAAACUCUUUUUAUUUAAAAAAGAUCAGAGUUCUUAGCCUGUAAAAUUAGAAAUCUAUAAGUGGCGAGUAGCCAUCCCAGAUGUCUCUCAUGAAGCGACUAGUUUCGUUCAGUUCGAACUCAUCUGUUUAUAUAGUCGUCAGGGACUAUAUGUUCAAGUUCUAGAUAAAUAUGAAACUUCCUGUUAAUAACGAAUAAAUUCUAGAAAUUUGAUAAUUAAUAAGAUUGCAAUUUGUGUAUCUGAAAUAGUAUCCAUGAUUAACCCAUUAUGGUUUAUAGUCGGAUAUUUAUUUAAUGACAGACUGAAAUGUUCCUCGUUCAUGUGUAAUUAAGAUAAAUAUUUGUGGCCUGUCUCGGCCUUGGCAGUUUCAAUUCUAUUUACUUAAGUUAUGUUUUCAGUGGUUGUCAAUCUAAGAUGUUUAUAGAAUCACAUGACAGGAAAUUGUUUAUAGAAUCACAUGACAGGAACUUGUUUAUAGAAUCACAUGACAGGAACUUGUUUAUAGAAUCACAUGACAGGAACUUGUUUAUUGAAUCACAUGACAGGAACUUGUUUAUAGAAUCACAUGACAGGAACUUGUUUAUAGAAUCACAUGACAGGAACUUGUUUAUAGAAUCACAUGACAGGAAUCACAUGACUGGAACUUGUUUAUAGAAUCACAUGACAGGAACUUCUUUUGUAAAAGUUUAUCAUUUCAUCUAAAAAAUCGAUGUAUCAACUAUACACAUACUAAAUUUUGUUUAUUAUUGUUUAUUAUUAUGUAAUAAAUUGUAUCUUUGUGCAAAUGCUCUUGAAAAUACAUUUUGUCAUAUAAGUUAUUUAAUCUUUUUGUAGACAUACAUACAUAAUUUAGCAAAUCUACAUAAUUUUGUAAUAGUUAUAGUGAUAUAUAGAUUUUGCACAGUUGCGUGCAUGCCUUUAUUCCUCAUAUUCCUACAUGGCUUUUUGGCCAGGAUAGUUUUUGAUUAAAUAAAUUUACUCAAGGGAAUGAGAUGCUGUGUGAUAACAUUUUGUUUUGUGUUCUAAUUAAUAUACAUUAAAACAUAUCAUCGUUGGUCAUUAUGUAAUUUAACAGAUCUCUAAUAAUCAAAACAUAAGAUUCAGGUAGAAAUAAUUUAUUUGUGAUAUUUUUAUCUCGAAAUAUUCUCAAUAUUAUAUUAUUUCACUUUUAUAUUGCUUUUACGAAUCUCUUUUAAUGGGGCAUAUAGUUUAAUUGUUAUUAUUAUAUCUAUUUGUAUUGUUAGAAAUUGUUUAAAAGUUUUAAACUAUUUGUAAAUAUCCCUCAAAUAAAAUAUAACACUUCUGGCCGCCGGGUUCACAAAACAUUCUCAGACUCAAGUUAAGAAUUUACUCAAGACUGUUUGCAUUAUUUUAACUAAACCAAAGCCCUUUAUAAAACUUUUAUUGUUUUAAUGUAUCAAAUACAACAAUAAGAAACUAUGUGCAAAGUUUUAUGUUUCUGGAUCAAAGAUAUUUCUCAUAAACAGUGAUUGGAAGUUGAGUAAAUUCUUACCUUAAGUCUGAGAAUGCUUUGUGAACUCGGGGACUGAAUUUUAAUAACAUGUUAUGUAUCCAUAAAUAAAAUUAUUCUAAGAAAACAUGCCACCCUGGCAACUGGUAUCCACAUAACAAAACUAACACAGUUGUAUGGAUGGGACAACAAUCACUGUUGUCCCAUAUAACUGUGUUAGUUCUGUAAUGUUUCCAAUCGCUAAAUGCCACUAAAGGAUUGUGUUAUCCACAUUGUUGUCAAAAAAUUGAUAGAUCUUUAUUCACACAUGUACAACGAUAAUGUCCCAUGUUAUUUUUAUUAAUACACAUUCAUUGGAUGGUUUAUAUCAUUCAAAAACUUGAGUACAUACCCUGGCACAGUGCACAAAUAAGAUGAGUAGUAUUAGCGACCUCGAGUGAGAGAAAUUGGGUUUAAUGUCCACUCAAUACAAACUUGGUCAUUUUGGGACUAACAUAUGGUCUAACACUAUUUCAUUAAUUCACUUGCACAUAGGUGUCUUUAGCAGUGGGAGGACCCUACUCCUUGUCAAGUACAAGUGGGGAAUCGAAACCAUGCCACUUGACUCAAUGAUAGACCUUAUGAUGCAACACGCACUCAUUAACCAUUCAGCCACCCAACCUACAUCAGUGGCCUUGUAUCAAGAUGUCCCGAAUUCAAUUCCUGGUGAAUGUCUAGUUGUUUUGAUGAGACAUGUGCACAGGGGUAUUGUGCAUAGUCAAUUGGAUGGAAGAAAUGAAAAGGGCUCCGUGUAACGAUAAGAGUUAUGCCCCUUUAUUUUCGGUAAAAUGUCCGACAAGAAAAUAUUUUAAAUCCCAUCACUGGUGUGCAUACACAUAUUAUAUAAGAUCCAUUUAAUAUAAGGUAAUUAUAUAUGAUUUAUUGUAAAUAUACAUAUUAUAAAAUAUCCCUUUGUAAAUAUAUUUUAUUUCAUCAAUCUUUUAGGGCAGCAAAUUUUUAUGUCUAUUUAUUUUUUAUUGUCUCGACAUUUUACUUUUAUUCUAUUCAAAAUGUCAACAUAAUACAGGAUUAGAUUAAUCUAGCUCUUUCAGUGAACUGGAUGUUUGUGCAAAAAAUUUUAUGGUAAUCAAGAUUUGUAGGAUGAAGAUCGGUGCCAAUUAAAAUAUCCAAAUCUCUUUUUCAUAGUUUUAUUCUUAUUCCAACUUUUAAUUGUAUUUCCUUAUUUUAAACAAAGAUUACAGUAACUAAUUCCGUCCAACUUUAUUAUAUUGAUAUGUUUAAAUGAUUUUUUGUUAAUAUUCAUAUUGGAAUAAUAAUUUUAGAUGAAUUAUUGGUCAUACAAGUUUUAUAUUGUCUUUAUUAUAUUGAGGGAGAUAAGUUAUAAUUUUAUUAUAUUGAGGGAGAUAAGUUAUAAUUUUAUUAUAUUGAGGGAGAUAUAAGUUGUGAUUAUAUUAUUUAAUACGUAUUUAUCAUCUGUGAUAUAUUGGUGAUACUGUUGUGAUUAUAUAUAUGUUUUAUAAUUUUAUUUAUUUAUUUAUUAUUAUUUCUCUGUCCCUGAUUGUGUCAAGUUAUCCAAGGGCCAAAUAACGAGAAUUACCAAUCACGAUUCGAGAGAUAACUUGAUCCUACGUUUAUCCCUGGUAAAAAUCGGCAGUAUUUCAUUCUAACUAAUCCUGCCAAUCAGUAGCCAUAGAGGGCGGGGCUAAACAACCGAAUUCACGCUGAUUAAUGGCCGGCGAGUUUUACCAGAUAUAAACAAAGGGUAAAGUUAUCUCUUGGUCUGAGAUUGGAGAAUUACCCGUAUCUAAUUUAUUUUGAAUGCCUUAUAGAAAUAAUUAUGUCCUUUAUUUCCACCAAGUCAAAUAAUGAAAUUUUUUUAUGGAUUUAUUUCAGUAGAUUUCUUUAUUAUAGCCUUAGUUUUGAUGAUUGAUUUUGUUAAUUAUAUUAUAAUUAUUUAAUAAUUAAUUGAUUGUUUUUUUUUUGUUUGUAAUUAAAAGUAAUAAUACUCAAGGGAUAUUAUAAUAUAUAAAUAUUAGCUUAGUUUUAAUUUCCUCAACAACAUUCCUUUAAUGUUUAAACUCGACUUUCAGAUCUCACAUUUACAUUCAAGUCAAUUUACGCAGAAAAAAUAUGAAUGAUAAUAUUUAUCAAAUUAUGUCAAUUUACAUGAUCAACUCGUGGUAAUUAUAUUUAAAAAUCUGUAAAAUUGGUAAGUAAUUGUUUACCUAUUUUACUAAAUUUACAUAUGCCAGAAUUGUUGCAUGAGUACUUAACUAAAUUCGUUAUAUACCUCAAUGAAUAUCGGUCAUAAUGGCCGUAAAUUGUCUCAUUUUGUAUUUACACAAUCAAACAUUCUAUAACAUUGAAACUUCACAAAAUAAAUUCGGCAAUUCAUUCACACUGGAGCAGUUUUCAUUACAGUAGUGAAUGUUCCAUAGAAAAUGUUAGUUUAAAUUUGGUAGGAAAAAAAGUUUUGCAAUUCAGUCACAUUAGGACAAUUUUCAUUAUAGUAGUGAAUAUUCCAUAGAAAAUAUAUUAGUUUAAAUUUGGUAGCAAAAAAAACAGUUUUCGUUAUGAUAGUGAAUGUUUUAUAGAAAAUAUGUUAUUGUAAAUUUGGUGGGUAUGUUGUCCCGAGAACCUUUUCUAAUAUAGCUGUGUAUUUGUAAUCUUUAUACGGCAUUUAGUAACUGAACGUAUGAUAUAAAACACAAAUUUAUAUGGAAAACAAUCACUGGGUUUAUUACACACUACUUUCAACAAGUUCCUCUUGUCAUUCUCAAGUAAGUAACAUAGUGUGAAAUAAACCUAGUGAUUGUUUUCCAUAUAAAUUUGUGUUUUCUAUCAUAUGUAGUUGUAUGUAUAUGUGUACAAGUAGCAUGGCUGUAGCUAUAGUUGUCACAUGAACUUUUUCCAAUAUAGUUGAGUAUUUGUAUGUAUACAAGUAGCAUGGUUGUAUCUAUGUUGUCAGGUGAACUCUUUCUAAUAUAGUUGAGUAUUUGUAUGUGUACAAGUAGCUGUUUAUAUUAUUGUGCCUUAUUUUCUUACCUUGUAAUAUACCCAUGACAGUCUCUUUAUAUAAUAAACUAUUAAAUAUACCUUCUAAUAUACCCAUGACAGUCUCUUUAUAUAAUAAACUAUUUAAUAUACCUGUU
Patella vulgata (common limpet) is the source of this 8092-nucleotide messenger RNA. Its product is annotated as anoctamin-4. Gene Ontology annotation, cellular component: plasma membrane. NCBI's taxonomy places the organism in Eukaryota, Metazoa, Mollusca, Gastropoda, Patellidae. The record is from RefSeq and is a predicted model, not a curated record. Bases 120 to 3119 code for a protein of 999 amino acids. The transcript is spliced from 23 exons. Gene Ontology annotation, biological process: chloride transmembrane transport. Gene Ontology annotation, molecular function: protein dimerization activity; chloride channel activity.